Molecule: messenger RNA, 2567 nt
Organism: Didymodactylos carnosus
Lineage: Eukaryota; Metazoa; Rotifera; Eurotatoria; Philodinida; Philodinidae
Source: the annotation of a GenBank genome assembly
CCCUAGAAUUUUGCCAGCAGAAACCGAGUUUUUGCUUGAUAAACAUAUUUCUAUGUCAGGAUUUCAUGAAUCACUUCAAUGAAGAGUUUGCUCUAGCUAUGACAACGUUGAUUGUGUUAUACCUAUGGUUGAUAAUUGUAAUUUGAGCUAAGAUUGGUAACUGCAGUUGACAAUUACAAUUUAAUUGACUUUUUGACCAAAAAGUUGAUCAGUGAUUACUCAAUGGUAAUAACUCGAGGUAUAAGUCGAUCAGUCCAACUCCCACACUCGCGGGCGCCGGUGUGUGUGUCUGUGGGUAUGGGUGUAUGUGUCCGCGUGUCAGUAUAUGGGACUGUGCGUUGUUAAAGGGAAGUGUAUUAUCCGUACUCAUACCCGUACCCAAUGAUAUAUAUAAGCGGGAUAAAUAUAAGCUUCUAGAGGAAGCCAUGCUGUAUCCAAUGCUGUAUAUGGGCCAUUUCAGGCAAAACGAGACAUACCCACCUUCCGUUUGACUUUGGUUCUUUAUGAGAGUGGUUUUCUGGAAAAAAUCUGUUAGCAUAGACAUAUGUAAAAAGGUUGCCUCUUUCAGCUGACACUUAAUGAAAAUUAAUUAGUUAAUUAAUUACGAAGUAAUUAAUGAAUAUCUCUCUAACCAUAAGAGAAAAAGAUCCCAAACUUUCAAGAUAGAAUGUACGCCGUGGAUUACAUCUAUAGUAAAAUUUUCAGCACGAUCGGACUCGAUUAUUUGUUGAACAGGCGAUCAAUUUGACAAGAGAAACUAAAUUUAAAAUUUUCAAUCCAAUCCGGAACUGCUAUCCACACGUUCAAGAGGUUGUUGUUUUCGAAAGCUGAAUCCUUAGUUCUGUAGAGUUCAUCAUUAGCUACAAGUUACACUAAUUCACUUUCAGAUUUUAUUGGAUUAAAGUACCACAAAAGAACAUCCCCUAGAAUUUGCGAAAGAACCCGAGAAAAGUGGUCCUCAUUGAUGCAUGCCGAAAAACUGAAUUUACGGGUAAAGUUUUAAAUUUUUUCAUCCAUUUAUGGAGGAGAUCGGCAUGCAUCAAUCAGGACCACUUUACUCGAAAAGUGGGUUCUUUCGCAAAUUCUAGGGAAUGUUCUUUUGUGUUACUUUAACCCGAUGAAAUCUGAAAGUGAAUUAGUGUCUUGACAAAUUGAUCGCCUGUUCAACAAAUAAUCUAUAAAGCGUAUCCAAGCAAUGUUUUCUAUUCCAGCUGAUUGAUUUGUCAAUGCUGAACUCGAAUCUGUAGUCAGAAUUGCAUGUUGGAUAAGAAUUCAAGUAUUAAAUGAUCUGAUGUCACGGUCAAAACAAGAGAAAAAAGAGGUGGUUUUUCAAGUAGAAGAGGGUGAAACGGAUCCUAAAGGAGAUUUUAAAAGUUUUUAAAUAAUAUAUUUUGUAGAGGAAGUCACGGCGCGGUUUUCUGUAAAGUCUCUUUUGGCUCCCUCUCUGUUUUGUCGAGAAAUUGUAGUUGCAGUGAAAAGGAUUUUUGAUCCAUUCAGCAAAAUUGGACUUCUGACCCAAGAUUUCUGGAUCGUUUACUUCUAUCAAGAGGUAUUAGAUGUCAAGUGUUCAUAUGCAUUUUGAAGGGUGAAGAAAGGCGCAUCGAACCAUAUUAUUUGGUGUUAAAAAUAUUUAACCAAAUAAGGAAAGUCUAGGGUACCAAUGUACAAUAGUGGGCGAUAUCAUGCCCUUCUAAGGGCACAUCAGAGUGACCUAGAUAUUUCUUGUAUGUUAAUAUGAAAAACGAAACAGAAUAUAGAGAGAUGUGCAGAAACAUGUGGGCGUUCAUUCUAGGUAUAUGAGAUUUUUUUCCUAGAGAUGGCAGAUUUUCGACCUUAUCCGUCAGUGUGCUUGUUUUCUUCGGUACUUGGUGGGAUCUGUAGCGACCCAGUUUUUAUGAGGAAAAUUCUAUCAUAGAUGUAGUUCGCGGUGUACAUUCUAUCCUGAAAGUUUGGGAUUUUUUUCUCUUACGGAGAUAUUCACUAAUUACUUCGUGAUUAAUUAACUAAUUAACUAAUUAAUUUUCAUUAAGUGUCAGCUGAAAGAGCCAACAUUUUUACAUAUGUCUAUGCUAACAGAUUUUCUCCAGAAAACCACUCUCAUAAAGAAUCAAAGUCAAACGGAACGUUCAUAUGUUGGAGAAUCUGAACUUGCUGCAAGUUACUUUCACGGUGCAAAAAAUGAACUUGCCGAAUAUUUAGAAUAUACAGGAAAAGAACCUGCAAACUUCCAUACUAGUAAACAUAAUAAUGAAAUACCAGUUGUUUUCGAUUGUGGCACGAUAAAAUUUGAAAUUUCGAUCAUUGUUUCGGGUCGUGCCGGUAAUUUAAAAUCGAUGCCAAGUUUGCCACAACCAACCAUUCGUCUAUCAGAUAAAAAAAUUGAAUUAUUAAUCGAUUGGCACAUUUUGUUAGAACCAUCAUCAAUUGAGGAUGCUGUAGCAUUAUUGGUUGCAUUAUACGCGGUAUUUGAAUUAAAAUUUACAUCACACAAUGUUGCUAUUCGUCUUCCGUACGUUAUUCUAUUCAAUGACAAAAAAUGGCAUCAAAUUCUAUUAGAAAAUUUUUAA